Molecule: messenger RNA, 2051 nt
Organism: Lactuca sativa (garden lettuce)
Lineage: Eukaryota; Viridiplantae; Streptophyta; Magnoliopsida; Asterales; Asteraceae
Product: serine hydroxymethyltransferase 3, chloroplastic
Biological process (GO): tetrahydrofolate interconversion
Cellular component (GO): mitochondrion; cytoplasm
Molecular function (GO): pyridoxal phosphate binding; glycine hydroxymethyltransferase activity
Source: RefSeq, a predicted model, not a curated record
CUCUAUCUUCGCCGACAUCACAAACUCACAAUUCACAAACAUAAUCUGUCUCGCUCGCGCACUCCUCCCGCACACAGAAAUUUGUCUCGCUCUCGUCUCUCGCACACAGCACACAACACUCUUCUCUGUAUCAAUCGCCGAUAAUCACGUUCGCACCAGCAAUCGGCGACACCUUCAAUCGCCGAUAAUCGGUUCGAUAACAUAUAAAUAUACAAGCGCAGUAUGCAUACCUGCUCUGGAGCUAUCAUGGGUUCCCUUCAACAGCCUGUAUGGAUUAAGGAAUCAACAUUCCUCCCAAAAAGACCUGGUUUCACUAAGUUUCCACAUCAGCUGAAUCUUGGAUCACUCAAUCCGUGUAAAUCAUCUAAAAUUGAAGCUAGCUUGGUUACUGGAAAGCCAUCCACUACUUCUGUUCCAAUCACAGUUGUUGAAGGAGGUGAUGGAAAUGGGUUUGUUGACCAUGAACUGAGUAAUGUUGAUCCUGAAGUUAGUGCAAUAAUAUACAAUGAAAAGCAACGUCAGUUUAGAAGCUUGGAGCUUAUUGCAUCAGAAAACUUCACAUCCAGAGCUGUUAUGGAAGCAGUUGGCUCUUGCCUUACAAACAAAUAUUCUGAAGGACUUCCUGGAAAAAGAUACUAUGGUGGAAACGAGCACAUUGAUGAACUAGAAAGUCUUUGCCAAAAGAGGGCAUUAGCAGCAUUUCACUUGGAUGAAGAAAAAUGGGGUGUAAAUGUUCAACCAUUAUCUGGUUCCCCUGCUAAUUUUGAGGUCUAUACAGCCAUUCUGAAGCCUCAUGAUCGUAUAAUGGGGCUGGACUUGCCUCAUGGAGGACACUUGUCUCAUGGAUUCAUGACACCAAAAAGACGGGUUUCAGGAACAUCCAUAUAUUUUGAAUCUAUGCCUUAUCGUCUUGAUGAAUCUACAGGCCUGGUUGAUUAUGAGAUGCUUGAGAAAACUGCUACCUUAUUUAGACCAAAACUUAUAAUUGCUGGUGCUAGUGCUUAUCCCAGAGAUUUUGACUAUCCUCGUAUGAGAAAGAUUGCAGAUGGUGUUGGUGCUUUUCUGAUGAUGGAUAUGGCUCAUAUUAGUGGACUUGUUGCUGCUUCUGUGGUUGGGAAUCCUUUUGAUUAUUGUGAUAUUGUCACUACCACAACACACAAGUCUCUGAGAGGGCCUAGAGGCGGCAUGAUAUUCUUCAAGAAAGAUCCUGUUUUAGGCAUUGAAUUAGAAUCCGCCAUCAAUAAUGCUGUUUUCCCAGGUUUGCAGGGUGGUCCACAUAACCAUACAAUAGGAGGACUUGCAGUUUGCCUGAAGCAUGCUCAGUCUCCAGAGUUCAAGGCCUACCAGAACCAGGUUGUUUCUAAUUGUCGAGCUCUUGCUAAAAGAUUGAUGGAGUUGGGGUACACAUUGGUUUCUGGUGGAAGUGAUAACCACUUGGUUCUUGUGGAUCUCAGGCCAUUAGGUCUUGAUGGUGCUAGGGUAGAGAAAGUUCUAGACAUGGCUUCCAUCACCUUAAACAAGAACUCCGUACCUGGUGACAAAAGCGCACUGGUGCCAGGUGGCAUACGGAUUGGGUCGCCAGCUAUGACAACACGUGGGUUCACGGAAAAGGAAUUUGUUAAUAUUGCUGAGUUUAUUCACGAAGGGGUGCAACUCACACGUGAGAUUAAACAGGCUGUGACUAGUGGGUCAAAGGUACAAGAUUUUAUCAAGUAUGUAGCUUCUUCAGAUUUUGGUUUCACGGGUCAAGUUUCGGAUCUGAGAAAGAGAGUUGAGGCACUCACAACUCAAUUCCCGAUCCCCGGUUUGUAAAAUUGUCUUGUUUUAGGAAAAAUGUGAUAAAUUGGGUGAAGUAGGAUGUGUUGGUUUUUUAAGAAUGUUGAGAUGUUUUUGAUCAAAAGAUUUUGUAACUUGAAAAGAUCAUGUAAGUUGUAACCUGAGGGAGGGAGGCUCAUGUUGUGGGUAUUGUUUGAUCCUAAGUAGACCUGGUAAGUGUAUCAUGUCAUGACAGGUUGAAAAAAUUUGACACUAACCUUACAGGUUUAAUUUAA